AUCUGGUCUUCGUUAUGUUUUUCAGUGUCGGGUGGAGUCUACAUCCCGUCGCAUCCCUGCGGGCAAGGAGGAGGAUUUAUUUUUUCCCCUAUUAGUUUUUAAUUGAGUAUAUCUAACUGCCAAGACAUCGAAAUACUUCAGAAACAUGACGACGACAACCACCUUUCAAGGAAUGGACCCUGGUGCUAAAAGCAGUUCCAGGGUACUACGACCGCCGGGUGGGGACUCCAGCUUCUCCUUUGGCACAGAUGACAACACAACACCCCAGCGCAAGAACAAGAUGGCUUCCAGCAUCUUUGCAGAACCUGAUGACCCUCAUGCUCAUCGGAGGAACAAUCCACCUAACCUAGGCGGGGCACCUGCAGGAACCCUGUGCGGCGAGCCCUCAGCCCCACUGAGGCGGGUACAGCAGCCUCUCCUCUUCCCAAAGAACCCUCAGCCAGAACUGACCACCAUCCACAACUCUGGGGCCGCCAUGGUCUGGAACCAGAGACGAGAGGUUGAGAACGGCCAAGAACAAGGAAAUGAUGAUUGUCCUGAAGAUGUGGAGCAAGAGGAGCACGAGCAGCACGAUCAGCAGCAGCAGGAGUCGUCACAGCCCUCUGCCCCGUCGGGAGGUGCCAACGCUGCUUCGGGAGGCCGAAGAAACCCUCCCGGUGGCAAGUCCAGCCUCAUCCUGGGUUGAGACCACUCAGUUUUUCAUUUGAGCGCUAUUAUUUUUUUUUUAUUUUUUGAAGAUAAAUACCCCCCCACCACUCUCUCUCCCUCCUCAUCAACAUCUCAGCUUCUCCCCUCCUCCACCACCCCCUCCUUCACAUGCACUCAUGGCGUCACGUCCACGGACCCCCGUGUCCUCUCGCUCCACUCGCAAACCUUUUGUUUUGAUCCUUUUUUUUUUUUUUUUUUUUUUUU
Messenger RNA from Archocentrus centrarchus (flier cichlid), 912 nucleotides. RefSeq names its product jupiter microtubule associated homolog 1. Gene Ontology annotation, cellular component: nucleus. The transcript has 5 exons. The record is from RefSeq and is a predicted model, not a curated record. Lineage: Eukaryota; Metazoa; Chordata; Actinopteri; Cichliformes; Cichlidae. Bases 146 to 685 code for a protein of 179 amino acids.